CAUGUCUCUAGUGUUUGCGUGCUCGCGAUCGGUCAUUGUGCAAGCGGCAUCUUACAUAGAACGAACAGUUGCGCAGCCUGACCGAUCGCAGGUAAGGGACUGCCCGACUCUUUGAUGUCACUGUAAUGGCCGACAAGAAGCUGAAAGUGAUCAUUGCCGGAGCAGGCAUCGCGGGUCUUGCCACCGCGAUCGCCCUUCGAAAUCAUCCCCAGAUCGAAGUUGAAUUGUUCGACCAAGCGACGGAGUUGAAGGAGAUCGGAGCAAGCAUCGCGUUGAGUCCGAAUGGAUUGCGCACACUCGAGAGGUUGGGUGUGCACAAUGCGCUCGACGAUGACGUUGCGUUUCGUGGUCCAAAUGCUCAUCUUCCCAUGAUCUAUCGGCAUUGGAAGACGAAUGAGAUCGUCAGCUACGACACGUUUGUGGGGGUCAUCGAUCGACGACACCAGACUGCACGAUUCCACCGCGCUCACCUGCAUCAAGCCCUGCUGCAGCACGUACCGCCAGAGCUCGUACACGUCAAGAAGAAGGUCCAAAACGCAACAGUGGAACCUGAUUCAGUUACGGUCUUCUUCGCCGACGGAACGAGCGUCAAGGGGGAUAUCCUAGUUGGAGCAGACGGAAUCCACUCGAAAGUGCGCACGGCAUUCGUGCCCCAUCAUAAGUUGAAAUGGACGGGCCGUAUAAUUAUGAGGGCAACAUAUGAUGCUUCCCUUGUCGAAGGCGUACUGGACCUGCCGCCUGAUUCUACUCAUUGGUGGGGUCUUGACAAAUUCUUCUUCGCCUCUAAGCUUGGCAAGAAUCAGUUCACCAUCGUCGGAAGUUACGACCCUACUCUCAACUUUGGUCAUGAAUCGGAAGAGGUCAACUGGGAUGAUCAAGGCGACGUGAAUAUCCUCCGGGAAGCAUACAAGGACUGGAACCCUGUUGUACGCGCCCUAACACUCGCAACACCUUCCGUUCGUCUCUUUCCCAACUGGGCUGGCGAAGCACUGCCCACAUGGACCUUCGGGUCGCGCGUCACCCUUGUCGGUGACGCAGCUCAUACCCAUGGCGGAGCCUACGCUGCCGGUGGUUCUCUCGCAAUCGACGACGCCUACGCUCUUCUCCUCUCGUUCCUGCAUGUUUUGCCCGUUGACCACCAUCGGAGCUCGAAACCGUCCGUGGCGGAGAUUGAGAGGGUGUUGCGUCUGUACGAAGAGACGCGACGACCGCAUACAGAAAGGCUGUUGAAAGAUGUGCUGGGGAAUCCGCGGAAGGGCAGCAUCGCGAAGAGCGAUGAAGAGUUGAGGCAGAAGUUGCAGACUAGGCCGAGCACGACGUGGUUGAGCGAACAUGAUGUUGUGGCUGCAUUUGAGGAUGUGGUAAAGAAGGAACGUAGGCUCUGGGCCGAGGGAGACUCGGUUGUGAGGUUUUCCGUACAUUGAAGCAUUGAGCUCCAAUGAGCGCGAUAGAGAUAGCUUACAUUACUUGUUAGAAGACACCUACGAUUCCUUGCUAGACAAUGUUGACCCCUUAAACAGUGUUAUACGGGCGAGUGACCGCCACAUAUAGGCUCAUUUUUAACGCUAGCUACACGCGCACAUCAUCAUUGUCGGAAAUCCGAUCAUUAUUUCCCUUCAUCUUCCGUAGUAUCAGUAGUAGUAGCACGAGUAGUCUCCCCAAGAGGCUUGUGAACGAAGACCGUCCGCGACCAUCCAUCAUCAGCGAUUAUAGUUUCCUGCUCCAGACGGUAAUGCCCAAUCUUUGGAAGUAUCUUAGCCCA
Molecule: messenger RNA, 1762 nt
Organism: Laetiporus sulphureus 93-53
Lineage: Eukaryota; Fungi; Basidiomycota; Agaricomycetes; Polyporales; Laetiporaceae
Product: monooxygenase
Exons: 7
Coding region: 126-1424 (432 amino acids)
Molecular function (GO): FAD binding; monooxygenase activity
Source: RefSeq, a predicted model, not a curated record